Molecule: messenger RNA, 393 nt
Organism: Phytophthora infestans T30-4
Lineage: Eukaryota; Oomycota; Peronosporomycetes; Peronosporales; Peronosporaceae
Exons: 2
Coding region: 1-393 (130 amino acids)
Source: RefSeq, a predicted model, not a curated record
AUGCUCUACCUGGCCAAGGGUGGCACCAUGGACCAGGCUGCAACGGCGCUGGGCAUCUCCAGGCCUCGUAGUGUAGUCUACAUUAACGAUACCCUGGACGUGCUCAGCGCCAUGGCGAAAUCUAUUAUCUCCAUGCCGCCAGCAGAGGAGCUGGCAGCUGUUGAAGAUGGCUUCUACGCUACGGCCGGGUUUCCCGACACCAUUGGCGCCGUCGACGGUACUCUCGUCCGUAUUGCGCGCCCACAGGACUUUGAAGGCUGGUACUGCCGCAAGAAUUUCCCUGCAGUAAAUGUGCAAGCUAUCGUAGACCACCGUGAUCUGUUCCGGUCCAUUUCCAUUCGAUCGGGGUCAAACAACGACCAAUCGCUCUGGAAUGGAUCGGGGGAUUUCUAG